GUCUCUAAAUGCUGCCUCCUAGAAUCAAUGCAUUACGAUGUUAACAUCAUAAGGCUCACUGUCAUUAGACACUGAAUUUCUAAAUUAGGGUAAGGUAAGAACAAUAUUGAUUCAAACAACAUCCUACAGCCAUUGUGUAUGUUUUGUUAAAGGUAGACAAUUCACUAUGCACUACAACGACCUGAUUAUUUGGAGUUUGUGCAGUACGAGGGAUCCGUGAAGGCAUCACGUGACUGACAAUCCCGCAGUCUAAUCCAGAGAGCGAGGAUGCACAGCAGCGCUGAUAUGCGUCGAACCAACAUCGGCUAAGUGCUGCCUCCGACUGCGAUAGACUAAACGCUGCUAACACCUCGUUCCCCGAGCCCUCGGAUGCCACUUUAUUAUUAUUAUUUUUAAACCUGAAACCUCCGAAGUCGAUCGCCACAGAUUAAAUCCAGACCGGGACUUCGCAGACGUGACGUCGGGACAAUGGAAUCCAACGUGAUGCCGGACAGCAUCCGCCCUCAGAGGCUGCAGCCGGGCAUCGGCUUCGGUUCUGGACCGACCGGGACCCUGCGCUCCUCCCUCCGGCCCGGUGUCACGGUCCCCAUCGCGCCGCUCUUGCCCUCCCCGGCCUCCCUGGCCGCCUCCUCGGGGCCUCCUCCGCCGCUGCCCCCGCUGCAGCUCCACAGCCUGUACGGCGGCAUCGGAGCCGGGCUCGGGGCGGCCGGCCACUGCAACCCGGGGAACCCGGCGGUGCUGAAGGAGGCGGUGGAGGCGGUGGUCCGCAGCUUCGCCAAACACACGCAAGGUUACGGCAGAGUAAACGUGGUAGAAGCCUUACAGGAGUUUUGGCAGAUGAAGCUGACCAGAGGCGCCGACCUGCGGAACGGAGCUCUUGUUGUUUAUGAAAUGGUCCCAUCCAGCAGCCCGCCAUAUGUUUGCUACGUCAGCCUUCCCGGGGGCAGCUGCUUUGGAAGUUUCCAGUUCUGUCCCACCAAGGCAGAGGCCAGGCGCAGCGCUGCCAAGAUCGCUCUGAUGAACUCUGUGUUCAAUGAACAUCCCUCUCGACGCAUCUCGGACGACUUCAUUGAGAAGAGCGUCAGUGAGGCCUUGGCGUCCUUCAAUGGAAACCGGGAAGAGGCCGACAAUCCAAACACCGGAAUUGGGGCUUUUCGCUUCAUGCUUGAGUCCAACAAAGGAAAAUCCAUGCUGGAGUUUCAGGAGCUGAUGACCGUCUUCCAGCUGCUGCACUGGAACGGGAGUCUCAAAGCCAUGAGAGAACGACAGUGUUCCCGACAGGAAGUGCUGGCUCACUAUUCCCACCGGGCUUUGGAUGAUGACAUGCGCACUCAGAUGGCCGCCGACUGGGUGAACCGAGAACAGAGCGUAGCGAGCACUGUCGCACAGGAGGUGGCGUCGACGGAGCGAGAACUGGAGGACGCCAGGCUGGCGGGCCGAGAACUGCGUUUUUACAAAGAGAAGAAAGACAUCCUGAUGUUAGCUGUGGGCCAACUAAAUGCUGCCAACACAGCCACGCUGCCCUCACACUAAACCUGCCUUCACCCUCCGUAGGAUCCCUGGUAACAGUAUUAACCGCUUCAUAGAUAUUAAGGUGCUUUGUCUGAACUUUGAGGUUUUGUAUCUUGUGUUUUUUUUUUUUUUUUUUUGCAAGGACCAGGUAAUCAGGCCUUGACUUACAGUAUACCCAUCUUUUCCCAUAGCAUCAAGUAAUGCCACUAUGGGUGUUACCUCUUUGUGCCUAGUGAUGCAAGAUUAAUUACCUGUGAACUUGCUUUGCAUUCCAACUGGGUUUAUAUGUUUCAUGAUUUCAUGCUGUAUUUACUCAAAGUAGACAGAAACACGCAGCUGGACUUUCAUCAGUGAAUGUACGGGACAUAAGUAAGUUUGACCCUUCAAAUCAUAUUUGAUCAAUGUAUGCACCAGCAAAGUUUCUUUGUGUGCUUACUUGUGUAUAAUAUUUUAGACUCCGGCUAGUAAAGAAAAAUCAACAUAUAUAUAUAUUUCUCUCAAUAAUCAGAAUAUUAAAAAAAGAACACAAAAUCUUUAACAGGAUUUAAGAUCCCAAUUUAUAACCCUUCCUUCAUGGUGACAAAAACGGCCUUUUGAUGACAGUGGAAAUUGAAUUUUUCUAAAUAAUAUGAGAAAUCCCAAUGAGCAAUUUCAAACAUUGUUAUUAGCUUAUGUAAUCAUUUUUGGGUACUUUGCUAAAAUGUCAGCAGAUGGGUGACAUCAGCUCAGGUUUUGAAAAAAAUCCUAUAAUGAACCAUCAGUAUGAUUUUUUUUUUUUUUUUUUGGAAGGCAUUUAACUAUUUUAAUGUGCAUUGUUUGCUUGGUGCCCUAGACACUAGCUGAAUGUAUAUUUUCAGUGUACUAUCAACUAAAGGAUUUGCAAGGUGAUGCCGAUAAACAUUUAGAUUUUUACAUUUAGGUUUUGUUGGUCAUAUGCUUCAUUUUAGCAGUUUUUGCUUAGGAGACAAAAUUGGAGGUUGGGUUCUCAGCGGAUUUAAAGCAAACACAAUGUAUCAUAAUCGCACUUAUCACCUUUUAAAAUGCUCUUAUUUUGAAGGAACUGGUUUUGUUUAUUCCGCAAAUGUGAUAUCUUUAUAUGUAUCAAAGUGUAUUGAAUACAUUAUACGGAUGAAGGCAUUUCAGUGUAGCCUUUUGAGGAUCCCAUAUAAUGGAAGUGAGAGUUUAAUCAAUAACAGGUGGCUCUGGUUGGAUAGAAAUGUGGGGGAGGGCUCAUUCUCACAACUGAAUGCUGGAUUGUCAACAGAAGAAAACCAUUAUUCUCAACUUGGGGAUAGAGCAAAUAGAAAAACAAAGCAGCAUUAAUGCAGUGUGAUUAGAGCCAGAUCAAAUUUAAUUAUUUUUAGUAAUGUUUUUCUUUAUGGGAAUCAUUGUGCCUUCAUUAAAUGUGUUGCAUACAGCUAAAACUCCAAACACAAAAGAAUCAUUAAUUAAAUGAGGUCUUAAAAAGAUAUUGUACUCUGCUUUACCAUGUUUUUAUGUCUUUAAGUGUAAAGUUAAAAUGAUCACAUGAAAUAUUACUGUUACAUAAAGUUACUUCAAAAGAAAAAAUGUAUGAACAAUUGGGGAAAUUUGUUCAAUUCGUUUUUGGCAAGUUUGACAAGAAGAUUGAUAACGUUUUCAUAUAUGUGCUUCACAUAUAGUGCUUCAGCCGGCUUGCUUAAUAUGGCAAAAAGGUUGGAUGUUUUCACCUAACUCGAUGGUUAGCAAGUAGUUGCCAAAAUGUCAAACUAUUCCUUAAAUAAAUAACAUGACAUUAGAUUAUGAUGGAUGUAUUAUAUUGUACUACCGUUUGAAAAAUAUUUUGUUAUCAUAUAUUGUUUGAUUGGUACUUAUAAAAUAUGUUUUCUAUAUUGUAAGUCUUUUGUCCUAAUGAAAAAAAUGUUUUAAGCAGAUACUGAACAUUUCAAAUUGACUUUUAAUUGAUAAAAGAAACACUUUGACCUCACAAUUCUGCAGCUAGAAACUUUUUUGGACUUUUGUCUCAUGCUUCCAUAAUCUCGUGCAGAUGCAUUUUCUGAACUUGUCAAUGACUUUAUUGUCCCAUGAACCAAUUUGGUUGGAUCUGAAAAGCUCAAAUACAAUUAUGGGGCUGCAGAACUUGAAUCGUGUGUUGUUGGGGUUCUUUGUGUGUUUUUUUUCAUUUUUAUUUCUUCUACCUGCUUAUUGUGUGUUGGAUUGUUUCACAAGCCAUUAAUCUCAGAGCUCUCUUCUUACAAAUGCCUUUGACCUUUUUUUAUGAUCAUUAUAAAUGAAGGCUUUGGCUUUGACGCAUGAUAUGUUAAUUCAGUCUGCUUUUAUGUGUUUUAUACUCUAUACAUAAUUGUUUUAUAACGUUUCUAUGGGCCCUUAUUGUAUGUAAUGUAUUUUCUAUGAACAUUUUGUAUUCUGUGUUUAUACUUUUAUUAGAUUUAUAUGAUGAAAUAAAAUGGUUGAUAGAAUGUUUA
Molecule: messenger RNA, 3977 nt
Organism: Pungitius pungitius (ninespine stickleback)
Lineage: Eukaryota; Metazoa; Chordata; Actinopteri; Perciformes; Gasterosteidae
Gene: lix1l
Product: limb and CNS expressed 1 like
Exons: 6
Coding region: 469-1533 (354 amino acids)
Biological process (GO): autophagosome maturation
Cellular component (GO): cytoplasm
Source: RefSeq, a predicted model, not a curated record